UGAGAGAGAGUGUUUUUUUUUUUUUUCUUUUCCUUCCAUUUAACACGUUAAGUCAGAUCAGGAAGUGCGAUGCUGUGACAGUAUAGAAGGAAGUGGGCGCACAAUGGCACUAUGUCUGGCUCUUGGCUUGGUAACAUGAGAGCCCCGAGGGUGAAGGCCCCUCUGCUGCUGCUGCUGCUGCUGCUGACCGCGCUGACCGGGACAGUGUUUUGCCAAGAUGAUGACGACGCUCCAGUGGAACCAAGUGUGACAGUGGACCAAGACCUGGGGAGCAACACAACUGAGACAGUAGCCUCAGGUGAAGACGAGGAUGCAGUUACAGUGGAAACCCCUGUCCUGUUGCAAGAUGGUUGUCUUCAAACUGAGGACUCCACAGAAGGCAACUGCUCAGGCACUGUUACAACAACAACUGAGGAGCUACCUGAGCUGGACCCCAUCAUCAUCAUUAUCCCCAUUGCACUGGUGGUCUUUAUCAUUGGCAUGAUAGUUUGUGGCAUUUGUAUCACCUGCAAGUGGAACAAAAAAAAGAGAAAUCCAGAUCUGAGUAAAGAAGAUCCAUAUUUGGAUGGAUCCAGUACAGAGAAGGUGCCGAUGCCGAUGUUUGAAGAAGACGUGCCCUCUGUACUGGAGCUCGAAAUGGAAGAGUUGGACCAGUGGAUGAAGAAGGAUGGUGAAACAACAGAGGAGUCUAAAGAUGUGUAACUGUAUUUAAAGUUAAAGGACACACCGUCAGCAACGCAUUGUUGCCAGCACUGAUGUUUCCACUUCUUCCACCUGCAAUAAUCCAGCCCUGUGACUGUCUGGAAACAACAGCACAACACUUACACUCACUAACAUUGUUCUGAAUUUUAUAGUAAGACAAUAAGGCAACACCUCCUGGUAGUCUUCAGUGGACUGCAACAUGCAACAACUGACCUGAACAGUCUCUCUUUGUAUAAAAAUAAUCAGUGUUACAGGAUGUGGAGGUCUGUUUUAACAUGGACAGGUAUAUGUACAGUAUUUUAUGCCUCAGAUUCUUACUGUAAAAAAUGAUGUUGUUAUGAUUAGGUCAAUAUCGCUCUCCUCUCUUCAUAGGCAGGCCGGCUCUUAGCUUCUGGUGAUAGGUUUUCCUUAGCUCAGAGCCUCUUUGUUGCAUUACAUUAUACAAGUCUCUCCAGCUGGAGGUUUUAAUCUGGAGAUAUCCAGCUGAAUGCAUGACAGAGAGGCUACUUUUUUUAUGCUCAGGAUUUAUAGAUAAAGUGUUUUUGUUUUAAAUCUCAGAGCCUGUUUCUGGGGCUUUGGAUGAAUCAUUGCCCGUCACUGAAGCAGCUUUUGGAAAGCUGCAGCUGAUAAGAUUUUUAUCUCGCCACAGAUAACAAAUAAGUCUUUGACUGAAUACUUUAUAUGUGCAGAUGCUGUUGAGACAUUUUGUUUCCAGUUUUUUUCUUCGAAAGUGUUGAAUCGAAGCAGUCGUAACACUGAUCCACAUGUGAGCUCUACUCUCUUAUUGUGCGGGAUCCUGCACUGUAAAUAUGAGAACGCAAUAUGCCAUAAGAUAUUUGUAAAUAUUUCAUAAAGGCACUCGUUCUUUUUGGUUUGCUGAUGAAGCUUUGAGUAAAAUUUCAAUAAAUAAGA
Molecule: messenger RNA, 1614 nt
Organism: Archocentrus centrarchus (flier cichlid)
Lineage: Eukaryota; Metazoa; Chordata; Actinopteri; Cichliformes; Cichlidae
Gene: tmem154
Product: transmembrane protein 154
Exons: 9
Coding region: 112-702 (196 amino acids)
Source: RefSeq, a predicted model, not a curated record